Molecule: messenger RNA, 1597 nt
Organism: Penicillium subrubescens
Lineage: Eukaryota; Fungi; Ascomycota; Eurotiomycetes; Eurotiales; Aspergillaceae
Product: GTP cyclohydrolase II
Exons: 2
Coding region: 134-1273 (379 amino acids)
Biological process (GO): riboflavin biosynthetic process
Molecular function (GO): GTP cyclohydrolase II activity
Source: RefSeq, a predicted model, not a curated record
UGUCGGUGCCACCGCAAAUUAUUCCGACUCAUUUCCUCGGAUACCAAUUUCUUCUUGAGCCCUAUACCUGACGCAUUGAAAUUGAUUCCCGAGGCCACUCUCCGAAUACCUCUUCUCCUCGCCGACCGUCGCAAUGGCGAAUCUCCCGGCUCACGCCUCUCCCAAACUCGCCCCGCACUCUCCUAUUCCGACCGACCGACCAGACGACCUCGCAGAUGAUGCGAGUCAGGGAAGUGGCAUCGCGACUGGCGAACAGACUCCUGCCCUCCCGAACUCGAUUCUAUCGCCCGCAUUUACUCCACCCGCGACUCCCGGCGGCACAUUGAACCUGACUUCCAACCCGACACAGUUCUUGCACGACAGCCAAGCAGCGAGUAUUCGACGCCAGGGGGAACAUAAGAAAGCACCUAAGCUGCUGGAGCAGCUGCCCAACGUGGAAUGUAUUGUUCGAGCUCGCAUCCCGACUACCAACGGUGCGGAGAUGUUCUUGCAUCUUUACCACAACGACAUCGAUAAUAAGGAGCAUUUGGCUAUCGUCUUUGGAUGCAAUAUCCGCAGUCGGAGCUUGGAUCGUGUUCGACCUGGUGAAACCGAGAUGGACCGCAUGAUCCGAGGCGCAUAUGUGGGCAAAUUGCAUCCCGGGAGAACUAGCAGCUGGUACGAUGAUGACAAGAACACGGAAUCAUCAUCGAGUUCACGUAUGGAACCCCCGCUGGUUCGGAUCCAUUCAGAGUGUUAUACCGGCGAGACGGCAUGGUCGGCUCGGUGCGACUGUGGUGAACAGCUGGACGAGGCUGCGCGGUUGAUGUCCUUCCCGGUCGAGGAUCUUUCGUCCGAUGCCCCACCCGAGGCACAAUCCUUGCGAUCACAAUCCGCGGGAGGAGUAAUUGUCUAUCUACGACAGGAGGGCCGUGGUAUUGGCUUGGGUGAGAAAUUGAAGGCAUACAAUCUGCAAGAUCUGGGAUCCGAUACCGUUGAGGCCAAUCUGCUGCUGCGCCACCCGGCCGAUGCCCGGAGCUAUGGCUUGGCUACGGCGAUGCUAAUGGAUCUUGGCUGCGGCGCCGAUGUGAACCCCGAUGGUGUACGCCUGCUUACGAAUAACCCGGACAAGGUACGGGCAAUUGAAGGACCUAACCGGGAGGUAUUGGUCAAGGAGCGUGUUCCUAUGAUUCCAUUGGCCUGGCGGACAGGGGGAGAACGCGGAAUCAAGAGUUCCGAGAUUGAAGGUUAUUUGAGAACGAAGAUUUCCAAAAUGGGCCAUAUGAUUCAAUAAUCGGUAGACUUGGCACUUUCAUUAAGUUUCAUUCGGUUCACUUCUCUCGCUUUCGGCUUUCUCGCUCUCGUGUUGAGGGGAUCAUUUGCCGAUAUUCAACUUUCAGUUUCCCAGGGAGUUUUGGUGGCUUCUUCUUUUUUCUUUUUCCUUUUCAUUAUUUGGGACUUCUCCCUUGUCCACACGAUCGACAUGACCAUUCUUUCUUCAUUGUUGUCAUUAUAUUUUUGCAUAGUUCCGUUCGGAUGACCCGGGCGGCCGUGUACAUGAUCGUUAUUUCGAUGCGUAUUUAAGCGAUACGUGUAUUAUGAUGCUGGUGAUCUACUG